Messenger RNA from Tripterygium wilfordii, 1916 nucleotides. RefSeq names its product pentatricopeptide repeat-containing protein At1g77360, mitochondrial-like. Lineage: Eukaryota; Viridiplantae; Streptophyta; Magnoliopsida; Celastrales; Celastraceae. The record is from RefSeq and is a predicted model, not a curated record. The transcript is spliced from 2 exons. Gene Ontology annotation, molecular function: protein binding. Bases 149 to 1612 code for a protein of 487 amino acids.
AAUUUAGCUUGCAGUUAUCACGCUUCGCUUUACGUGGAACAAAGGGAUUCCGGCAUUCCGCAGUUGCUUCGUUAAACCCUAUCCAGUCCAGUCCAGUCCACCAUAUAAAGAUGCAAACUUUGUCCACUGCUUCUCCAAUUCAUCACCAAUGAUGGCUGCCAGAGACAAGAAAAGACAUUACCUCGACCCCCAACCUCCUUCGGACUCUAACAACCCUAAUAAAAAACCCAAACUUCAGAACUUUCCUUCCUACCUAGAAACCCCAAAUCUCUCUCCCAAAUUGAAACUUCUUUGCGAAAUCAUCGCCACCACCCCAUCCGCCUCCGUCGAGAAGCUCCUCGACGAAACCGGAAUUCGCGUCUCCCGAGAAGAUGUUGAACAAAUUCUCAAGCUCUCCUACUCCUUCCCCGGCCCCGCCGUCAAGUUCUUCCGGUGGUCCGGCCGCCAGCUUAGUGACAAGCUCAGCCCUUACGCCUGGAACCUCGUUGUCGAUUUACUGGGAAAGAAUUCCCUUUUCGAUGCUAUGUGGGAUGCUAUCAAGUCCAUGCGGAGGACGAGCAUGGUGUCCCUUGCGACUUUCGCCUCUGUCUUCAGCAGCUACGUCAUGGUCGAUCGUGUUAAGGAUGUCAUCAUGACGUUCGACGUAAUGGAUCAAUACGGCGUUGCUCGAGACAUAAUUGCUUUGAAUUCAUUGCUUAGCGCAAUUUGCCAGGGUGGGAGGACUACGAGUGCAGUCGAGUUCUUGCGUAUUGCCAAAGAGAGGAUACGUCCGGACACCGACACCUAUGCGAUUCUGUUGGAGGGUUGGGAAACUGAAGGGGAUAAGGUUGGUGCCAGGGGAACCUUCUCUGAUAUGGUGUGUGAAAUUGGGUGGAAUCCGCAGAAUGUGCCCGCUUAUACCUCGUUUCUGUGUACCUUGGUUAAGGGUCGGGCUGGGGUUGAUGAGGCUAUCAAGUUUUUUGUGACUAUGAUAGAAAGGGGUUGUUGUCCAGGUAUUAAGUUCUUUGAGGUUGCAAUGGAGGAGUGCUUGAGAACUUGUGAUGUCAGAGCCGCAGAGUUUCUCUGGGAGUCCAUGCUAAAGAUCUGUGUCAAACCCGACAUCAGUAUGUAUAAUAAUAUGAUUGCUUUAUAUUGUUAUAGUAACAAAAUCGAUGCUGCAAAGAGUAUUUUCGAUGACAUGGUUUGUAACGGGGCAUUCCCAGAUACACAGACCUACAAUAUCAUGUUUCAAUUCUUCCUUAAAAUUAGGAAGUUAAGAGAGGCUUCAGUGUUAUUCAAGGAGAUGAUCAAGAAUGAAUGUAUACCUAAUCAAGCAAAUUGCAUUGCAGCAAUUAGAAAUUUCAUGGAUGCUGGGGAGGUUUAUAUGGCCAUUAAAGUUUGGAAGUGCAUGUUAGACAAUCAUGAUUCUGACUUGGAGGAGACCGGAAACUUCUUGGUGGUUGGGCUUCGUGAUCUCGAUAUGAUCCCAGAAGCUGUUAAAUAUGCUGAGCUUAUGAUUGAGAAGGGGAUCAGGCUGGCCUCUUCAUCAAUGUCCAAGUUGAAACAGAGACUUUACAAAGCCGGCAAGGAGUCUGUGUAUGAGGAUCUUUCGAAAAAGUGGAAAGCCAAUUAGUUGGCACCAAACACCAGAAAAUAUUUGCUGCCUAGAGCAAUUCUGCAGGAGCUUAGCUUAGCGCAACCGUUUGAUAAAGGUGAAAGAGUACUGCAGAGCUGAAGCAAGUGAUGAUAGCUAAAGCCAAAGGGCCCAACGAAACAACGAACUUGUUUGAUUUUUUACAAGGAAACAUCAAAGGCGAGGCUUCAAAUGUUGAGAUUGACGCAUGAUCUCAUGUAAGAUUCACGGUUCCACAUGAAUUAUGUGUCCAUAUAAGCAUUUGGGAUUUGAGAUAGAUACGACAAAAAAACACUAAAAUCUU